GGGCUAGCAAGUUAUUAAAAACAAAGAUCGACGAACGGGCGCAAGGAGGUUCACGAAAGUUGGCCAUUCUAUUGCCUGUCUUUCCAAGAGAGGAAGAAGAAAACGGCUUAUUGAAUCCUGCACAUCAAUUCUGCAACCGGCAGUGUAGCUGAUGCGCCAUAAAGGAAAUGGCCCUUUCUAAUGUGUUAAUACUUAGCCAAAUCGCUGGCCAUGUAUUUGCAUUCAUUCUUUCCAUGUGUAUCUUCAUUCCGCUCGCGAUUCACGUCCGGUCGUUCGAUGGGCACUGCUUACUGUUUACCACCGGUACAUGGCAAGAAAAGGAUGGACUCUUCGAUGUGAAAUGGGCUUCGGAAGCAUACUGUAACUAUCCCAUCGUCGUCGGUGUUUGCUUGUUCAUCAUUGCCGGGGUUCAGAUUUACAGGAUGGCUUUACUGGCGUACCGAGAACUUGAGAGUUCGUUUUUGGGACUAUUUUUUGACGUGGUAUUUAGUAUCUCGCUUUGUACAAUGACUCUGAUCGCCGCCAUCACUAUCACUCUUGGUUUCAUGGCCUGGUGCGGUGAGAUGACCGCACGUUUUCCAUCAUGCGAUAUUGCGGAUGGACAGAAUAUAACGAACGUGGAGCUCAACAUUCAAACAUCCGGUUUCUACAUUGAAAUGGGCACGGCACAAUUUGGCGCAUGGGCAUCUUUCGCAACCUGGGUAGGUUUGUCAGUUUUUUCGCUGCUAAAACUAAUCAACAACCAUCAGGUUCGCAACAUCCGCGUCUCGAUGUACAUCGAAAGGCAGCGUUUGGUAAAUGAAGAGGUGUACCGUAAUACAACAUCCGAGCUCCCUUCUGGAGCGCUGAGUGAUAACUAAACAUACAAUACUGUUGGAUCUUUUCCGUGUAACACGAACCAGUACGACUGGCUGUCCAAAAUGAAAAUUAGUAAUCAAUAAGAACAUCCAUUAAGAUAUUUUUUCCUUACGUUACUGUCAUUGUAUUUGGUGUUGUACACAGCUUUAUUUUAACAUUCUACUCGAUUCAUGUACGUAUACUGUUAUCGCACAUCUAUUAAAUUUAUUCUGAGAAGUUAAAUUCCAUUACUCUUUCGAAUUAAGGUGGAAAAGUGAAAUACAAAACUAGUAAGAAAUAAAUAUAAUCACUGAUAAAAAGAAUGUAGCAUUUUCCGGCUGAUGGUAUUUUGUGGAAUGUGUUUCUAGAUUAAAAUAUAUGCGAUAAGCGGUGACCCUUUAGUCAAACAUUUUUUCUACAAUGAUCAGUUCAAGAUGAGCAAAACUGCUACAAAAAAUGGGAUGAUAAGAAGAGUCAGAUACGAACAAUUGUUUUGCUUUAAGCAGGAAGGUUAUGAGUCAUGCUGUACCAGCACAUCCAGCGAUUGUGAACUUCAGGCAUCUAGCAUAUACUGGUCAGAAUUUGCAACCAAUACGUACGUAGUCCGUACAAUUUCAAAUAAUAAAGCAAUAGCAAGUAUUGAUAGCCUAAAGCUGACAAGAU
Anopheles moucheti is the source of this 1500-nucleotide messenger RNA. Its product is annotated as transmembrane protein 179. NCBI's taxonomy places the organism in Eukaryota, Metazoa, Arthropoda, Insecta, Diptera, Culicidae. Bases 168 to 860 code for a protein of 230 amino acids. The record is from RefSeq and is a predicted model, not a curated record. The transcript has 5 exons.